Molecule: messenger RNA, 219 nt
Organism: Rotaria socialis
Lineage: Eukaryota; Metazoa; Rotifera; Eurotatoria; Philodinida; Philodinidae
Source: the annotation of a GenBank genome assembly
AUGAUUUCAACAUUAAUUAUUGUUUUUACUUUAUUUAUCAAUGCCAGUGCUAUACUUGAUAUUAAAAUGAAACGCAAAGAAAUUGGUUUUAUCGUUGAAAGUCCUUCGAUUUGUGAUAAAAUACGUGAAUUUCUUACAAGUCUUCAAUAUUUUCGAGUAUUUAUUGGUCUUUGGAAUAUGUUAAUCAUCCUCGCUAUGUUUACUAUAUUUGGCUAUUAG